Molecule: messenger RNA, 1564 nt
Organism: Protomyces lactucae-debilis
Lineage: Eukaryota; Fungi; Ascomycota; Taphrinomycetes; Taphrinales; Protomycetaceae
Exons: 1
Coding region: 117-1382 (421 amino acids)
Biological process (GO): protein import into mitochondrial matrix
Cellular component (GO): mitochondrial inner membrane
Molecular function (GO): protein-folding chaperone binding
Source: RefSeq, a predicted model, not a curated record
CACGCACAAAGACGAGCAGCAUACAAAGUAAGACGCUGUAUCAGUGCUCGGCUGGCAUUGCACGGCCACACAAACAAGCCAAGAGCACCUUAGGACAGGGCUGGGCCACAUAUAGGAUGCUCAGAAUAGUACGGCUGCAAAGGCCUGUCGCCCGACAAUUUUCUGCGACUGCACAUCGUCUUCGAGGCGACCCUUCUCCGCCGCCAUCGCCCAAUAGUCCCUUCCGUGUCUUUGUGGACACAUUCAAGCAAGAACUGAAAAAGUCACAAGAGCUGCAAGAUUCAGUGAAAGCGCUACAGGGCGAGGCUGAGAAAGCAGGCGAAUCUGAAGCAUACAAAAAGGCGAGAGAGGCCUUUGAGGCGGCGCAAAAGCGCGGUGCAGGUGCAGCAGGUGUAACUGGCAAGGCCAUCAGAAAGACUGGCCAGGUACUGGGGAGUGGUGUUGCAAAGGCAUGGGACUCUCCCGUUGGACAAGUGACACGCAAAAGUGUAGCAGCGACGGCAGACAUUCUCGACAAGACGACAAAGCCAAUUCGCGAGAGUGAGGCGUACAAGAGCAUCUCCGACACUAUUGACGAUGGCCAGUCAUCACGUUAUGGUGGUUUCUCAACAAAGGAAAGCCGGCAGCGAGCGCGGGAGAAGCAAGCAAAAAUCGAUGCCAUGAAGCCGCGGCAUCGUGCUAUUGAGGAGAAUGAUGAGCAAACUGGCGUGGUGAUCCACAAGGAUUCGCAAUGGAAGGAAAGCUGGAAGGCGUACAAGGAAACCUCAUCCGUCUUUGCGGGUCUCAACCGCUUCAAGACCUCAUACGUCGAGUCAGAGAAUCCGAUUGUCAGCUCAACACGAGAAAUCACAGACCGCGUUGCAGAAAUUUGGGGCAAGUUCACGGCAGAAAACGAGUCUGCGAGAGUGAUUCGGCUGAUGAAGGAGAUUGACCCUGGCUUCCAGGUCGAGCCUUGGCUUAACUCACUGCGAGACUACAUUCUGCCAGAGAUUUGCGAGGCGUACAUCAAGAAUGAUACGGUUACUUUGGCGAAUUGGCUCUCGGAGGCACCCCUGUCGGUACAUACAGCCACAUCCAAGCAAGUCACUGAACAGAAGCUUGUCUCAGACGGCAGGAUUGUCGACUUGCGAAACGUUGAUAUUGCACAAUACAAGGUGGUACCGCCCAACGACAUUCCAGUAUUCAUUGUCUCCUUCCGCACACAAGAGAUUCACCUCUUCAAGAAUUUGAAGGGAGAAGUUGUUGCCGGUCGCGAAGACCAUGUUCAGGCCGUCACUUACGUUGCCAUCUUUACCCGCCUCAAGGAUGAACUCAACAACCCAGUGACGCACGGCUGGCGCGUUAUGGACUUUGCGCGCGGUGCAGCACGGGACAUUAUCUAGCAUGAGCAUACUACAUAUAUAGCACCCGCAUCCUCCCUCAUUGGCAUAUUGGUCUUCUUCGACGAUCACAGUGAUCGCUGCGAUCCUUGAGCGAUGUGCGUUCCAUCUCGUGGAAGACGACGAGGCCAAGAGAAAGCGUCAUGGCCAAAGACUCCAGCAAAGCUCUAUCCAUGGCUUCCCUG